Diplodia corticola is the source of this 816-nucleotide messenger RNA. Its product is annotated as short chain dehydrogenase reductase family superfamily. The record is from RefSeq and is a predicted model, not a curated record. Gene Ontology annotation, molecular function: oxidoreductase activity, acting on the CH-OH group of donors, NAD or NADP as acceptor. NCBI's taxonomy places the organism in Eukaryota, Fungi, Ascomycota, Dothideomycetes, Botryosphaeriales, Botryosphaeriaceae. The transcript has 4 exons. The coding region runs from base 1 to 816 and encodes 271 amino acids.
AUGUCGUCAAGUCAUCCCCAUGGACACGAAAGUCCUCAAAGGGUCCUCGUCGUUGGAGCUUCCCGUGGUCUCGGCGCAUCUCUGCUCAAACAGUACACGGAAGGGCCCUCGAGCACCAUCGUCUUCGGCACCGCGAGACAGGGAUCUCCGCCAACGUCUGGUCCGCAGGAUGUUACCUGGCUCCCAAACAUCGACGUCUCAGGUCCAGAAGCCGGUACUUCCAUAGUAGACGGCUACAAGUCUCACAGCAAUUCGCCUAUCGACAUCCUCAUCAUCACUGCCGGCUACUUUGGAAAGGAAAGCUUCGACGCCCCGUCCUACGACGCGCAGGUUUCAAUGUACAAAAUCUCAGCCAUAGCACCCACACUCAUCGUCUCUGCUCUUACCGCUGCAAAUCUUCUCCGCACUGGCAGCAAGGUAAUCCUUGUCUCGAGUGAGAGCGGCAGCAUCACCCUACGGCACGAAAGUGAGGGAGGUGGCAACUUCGGCCACCAUGCCAGCAAGGCCGCGCUGAACAUGGUCGGCAAGCUUCUGAGCAUCGAUCUAAAAGACAAGGGGGUCGCCGUCGGCCUCGUGCAUCCUGGUUUCAUGAGAACCGAAAUGACGAAGAGCGUGGGGUUUGACAAGUUUUGGGAUGACGGUGGUGCUGUCACGCCAGAUGAGGCGGCCCAAUCGUUGGCAGAGUGGAUCGACACGUUUGACAUCUCGAAGACGGGAGAGUAUUGGGCACCCCGGGGCCCUGGUGAUAUUGGGACGGCGGAGCCAGUGCUGGGAUCUAAGGACAAGCUUUCCACACCCCUACAGUUACCGUGGUGA